CUUGAACACCGUUCCCUAACAAUAGGAUGCUUCCUUCCCACGUCUUCUUCUUGCUGUCUCCCUCUCGCUCGCGUCGUACCUGAUCUCGCCAGCGAUCUCGGUUGACGGGAACUUCACAUAUGGAAAGAGAAGGAGAGAGCAUCAGGAAUUCAGAAGAGAGGGUGGUAGGGAGGGGGGAAGCAACAGAGGUUUAAAUGCUGCUGUUCAUGACAAUAAAGAAAAUCAUCGCCUCCUCCACCUCAACGCAUCAGCAGCGGCAUCGCCCUCAUUAUAUAACGAAACGGGUGUUGCACCACCGCACCACAAAUACCCAGGCACGGGAGCUGGAUUCCAGUCCAGCAGCACCACCAGUACAUGCGUGCGAGUGGCCGCCGCGCCUCCUAGUUUCCAGCUCUACUCCACACGAGCUAGCUAGUUAGCAAGUAUUGUGCGGUGGUGACCAGGCCAACUGCUGAGCAGGGAGUUUGGAAGAUGAGCAGGAACAAUGGCAAGGUGUCCAAGCUGCAGGAGCUGCGGCUGAGCCUGUCACGCUCGCGCGGGGGCGGGGGCCCGUCGAUGACACCGGGCGGCGGCUCGCCGAGGAGGCUCUCCUCGUCGUCCUCGUCGAUCGCGUCGCCGCCCAGCUCGUGCGUGUCGUCGGAGGGGAGCCCGGAGGCGGGCGUCGUCGUCGGCGCGCCAUCCAUGAUCCUGGCGGGGUGCCCCCGGUGCAUGAUGUACGUGAUGCUGUCGCGGGAGGACCCCCGAUGCCCCAAGUGCCACAGCACCGUCCUCCUCGACUUCAACGACGCCGCCGACCCGCGCCACGCCGGCGCCGGCGGCAAGAGCAAGGGCAGGCGCGGCUGACCCACCACCUGACUGUCCCGCCGGCUAGCCGGAGCAGUGCGUGACAUGCGCCAUGGGUAGCUACUGCCAGUAUCUAUCAGUCCAUUACGUACGUGCGUGUUCUUGUGUUCAUGUUGGAGUUGAUCAAGAAGGAAUUAUUGCGUAGACCCGUUCUUCCAUGGACCAGCUAGGGGAAGCAAGCUGCAGCCGGUGCAUGCAGGGUAUGUGUGUGUCGGACAUUGGGGCGCCAAUGGAACGGGUCUAGGUAAUAAUUUCGCGUUCGUCCUCUCUCUCUUUCUAUGCGUGUGUGACCUGCAGGUGCAGACGUGAUGUAGCGUGUGUUUCAUGUGUGUGUUGUGGUGAAAAUGAUGUGGUCUGUACGAGGCCAGUACUGCUAAGGAUUAAGAUUUUGUC
Molecule: messenger RNA, 1236 nt
Organism: Phragmites australis (common reed)
Lineage: Eukaryota; Viridiplantae; Streptophyta; Magnoliopsida; Poales; Poaceae
Product: protein GL2-INTERACTING REPRESSOR 1-like
Exons: 2
Coding region: 472-843 (123 amino acids)
Source: RefSeq, a predicted model, not a curated record